This is a messenger RNA of Zeugodacus cucurbitae (melon fly), 1746 nucleotides long. It is a transcript of the gene Cyp28c1, whose product is annotated as probable cytochrome P450 28c1. The transcript is spliced from 7 exons. NCBI's taxonomy places the organism in Eukaryota, Metazoa, Arthropoda, Insecta, Diptera, Tephritidae. The record is from RefSeq and is a predicted model, not a curated record. The coding region runs from base 105 to 1607 and encodes 500 amino acids. Gene Ontology annotation, molecular function: iron ion binding; monooxygenase activity; heme binding.
UACUGCCAUAUUUAUAAACUUUCCGAUACUGAAACGCAUAAGUUGAACCUUAAGAGUUUGGAUAAGAAUUAUAAAUUAGAAAACAGCUUAAAUAAAAGAAUAAAAUGGUUUUAUUUGCAUUUGUCUUAUUAACGGUGGCCAUUACCAUGAUUUAUCUGUUUUUGACAUGGAAUUUUACAUACUGGAGUAUUCGUGGUAUAAAAGGGCCGAAGCCACUACCUUUAUUUGGAUCAUUUCCAGGAUUAAUUACCAAGAAACAACAUUUUGCAGACGAUAUCAACAAUAUUUAUAGAAAAUAUAAAAAUUGUGAAAGUUAUGUGGGUGUUUUUCUCCUCCGUUCUCCACUACUUAUGCUAUUAGAACCACAACUUGUACACGACGUUUUUGUGACCUCGUUUAGACAUUUCAAUUCCAAUGAUGUCGCAAAACUGAUUGACAGAAAUAAGGAUCCAUUAUUAAUGUGUAAUCCCUUUGUACUGAGCGACCGGGAAUGGCAUAUACAGCGAUCAUUAGUGUCUCCAGGUUUUACAAUCAGCCGUAUUCGCACCUCCUACUAUAUAAUGCAAUUGGUCUCUAAGGCUUGGUGUGAGUUUAUAAAACAUCAGAUGAAUAUUCAUUCAAAAGAAGGACUCAAUGGAAAAGAUAUUGCACUUCGUUUUACUUCUGAAAAUAUAGCAAAGAGUGUGCUCGGUAUUGGUGAAAAAACUUUCACCGACAAAAUUAUGAAAAAUGUAAAGAUGCUUUCCGAAAACAAUAACAUUUUUAAUAUAUAUGCCGUCAUGGCUGGUAUAUUUCCUAAAAUUAUAAACACCUUCAAAGUGAAAUUUAUUCCAAACAAAUGUGAAGACUUCUUCAUGAAGCUAAUCCAAGAGGCUUUCAGAAUUUAUUUGAAAAGGUCAGUAAAACACCGUGACUUCAUGGACCAUUUAAUGUCAUUAAAGAAAAGCCACAACCUUAGCGAUGAAAAUUUGAUUUCGCAUACAAUGACUUUCCUCAUCGAUGGACUGGAUACAUCAGCGACGGUUAUAUCUCACUGUUUAUUUUUAUUAGGUCGCUACCAAACUGUCCAAAAAAGAUUACUUAAAGAAAUCCUGAAGAAUUCUAUUAAUGGUGAAUUAUGUUUGGACAAAUUAAAUGAACUUCCUUAUUUGAAUGCAUGUAUAUAUGAGUGUAUUAGAAUUCUUCCGCCUGGUUUGUGGUCCAUUAAGAGAUGUACUGCACCUUAUACUUUUACUAAUAAAAAUGGUGAAAAAGUCUCCUUAGCCAUUGGUGACUCCGUAAUGAUUCCUAUAUAUGCAAUUCAUCAAGAUGAAAAUUACUAUUAUAAUCCAGAUCAAUUUCAUCCUGAAAGAUUUCUUACAGAAGACGGAAAUAAUUUGAAAUCACGUCGCAAUAUUGGAUCAUUUUUAGGAUUUGGCGAUGGCCCUCGAAUGUGUUUGGGAAUUAAUUUUGCAACUAUUCAAACAAAGGUUGCAAUUGCUUCAGUUGUAUGUCAAUUCAGCAUUACUUUGAAUGCGAAAACUAAACCAUUUGUUAAACUAGAUCCCAAACACUUUUUAACACAACAAGAUGGUGGUGUUUGGCUUAAUUUUUGUGAAAGAAAUUAAGUUGUAUACUUUUAGAGAGGAUCCAAUUUGGUCUAUAGUUUCUUCAGAAAUUAGAAAAAUAAUCGCCAAUUCGAAAAAGGUACCUUUCUUUAUAUAAUAAAUUGUAGCCAUAAUUACACAACAAUAUAAAUAUUCGAUA